AUGGAGACGGAAGCGGAAAACGUGUUGGAUGCGCUCAGCCAUCGUAUUGUCGACGAGGUGUUGCCGGCGGCAGAGGAAGCCCUGCAGCAGCAAUUCGAGCGACUCAGCACCCAGAAAAAGGACUAUUCCAUCGAGGAGCCGUUCGUCAAACGCUCCCAACAGCCCAGCACCGAGCUAAAAGCCGUCGAACAGAGCGAGCACGAGUCACAGACCCUUGCGGACCGGCUUAGCGAUUCCGUUUCCGCGGCCUUCGCCUCGAUCGCCGACAGCGGGGUUGCCUUCAAAUUGCCGAAGCGG
This is a messenger RNA of Mesorhabditis spiculigera, 297 nucleotides long. NCBI's taxonomy places the organism in Eukaryota, Metazoa, Nematoda, Chromadorea, Rhabditida, Rhabditidae. The record is from the annotation of a GenBank genome assembly.